Durusdinium trenchii is the source of this 279-nucleotide messenger RNA. The record is from the annotation of a GenBank genome assembly. Lineage: Eukaryota; Dinophyceae; Suessiales; Symbiodiniaceae.
AUGGCGCUGAUCAUUGGCACCGCCCGGCCCUUUGUGCAGCCGCAGGUGAACGUCCUCCAGACCACGUCCUUCGCAUGCUUGGCUCUGGCGGCCUUGGGUUUCCGCUUCUGUACUUGGCUCUCACGUGUCGCGCUGGCUGUGCCGGUGCUGCUGCUAGUGCUCUCCAUGCUGCGGCCGGACUCGCAGGAGGCCUUGGCGCUGAGGCUCCACAAGGAAUUGGAGGAGAAGCUUCCCAGCGGCCCCGUGAAGGUUUCAGCCGAACAAGCGCAAUUCCUCUAG